AUGCGCCUCCACAUGGCCACCGACACCGGCAAGGAUCUCAUAAAGAAGGUUGGCCUUGUCUACCAGCUCAACAUUGCCCCCAAGAAGCUCGGCGUCGACAAGGAGAUCUUCGUGGGCGACCUUAAGAAGGGCGAGGGGAAGCCGGAUGCUACCAUCUCCUUCACUGACAACGAUUUCCUUGUAAUCACCAGCGGCAAGAUGAACCCGCAGAUUGCAGGAGCUAUUAAGAUCAAGGGGAGCAUAAGCGCCGCGCAAAAGUUCACCCCUGACAUAUUCCCCUAG
Miscanthus lutarioriparius is the source of this 282-nucleotide messenger RNA. The record is from the annotation of a GenBank genome assembly. Lineage: Eukaryota; Viridiplantae; Streptophyta; Magnoliopsida; Poales; Poaceae.